Molecule: messenger RNA, 6373 nt
Organism: Athene cunicularia (burrowing owl)
Lineage: Eukaryota; Metazoa; Chordata; Aves; Strigiformes; Strigidae
Gene: ASB1
Product: ankyrin repeat and SOCS box containing 1
Exons: 5
Coding region: 1-1047 (348 amino acids)
Biological process (GO): intracellular signal transduction; protein ubiquitination
Cellular component (GO): ubiquitin ligase complex
Molecular function (GO): protein binding
Source: RefSeq, a predicted model, not a curated record
AUGCUGAGCUGCUACAGCAGCUUGCCUGUGAGGAUUGCCCCGGGAGGAGGUCGGGUUUGCUGCAAGUCGCUUUCCUGCGCAGGUCGUAACCUGAAGGAGUGGCUGCGGGAGCAGUUUUGCGACCACCCCAUCGAGCACUGCGAGGACACCCGGCUGCACGACGCGGCCUACGUGGGGGACCUGCCCACCCUCAAGAGCUUGCUGCAGGAGGAGAGCUUCCAAAGCCGGAUCAACGAGAAGUCGGUGUGGUGCUGUGGCUGGCUGCCCUGCACGCCACUGCGCAUCGCCGCCACUGCUGGCCACGGCCCCUGCGUCGACUUCCUCCUCCGCAAAGGGGCUGAGAUCGACUUGGUAGACGUGAAGGGGCAAACCGCCCUCUACGUGGCCGUGGUCAACGGGCACCUCGAGUGUGCAAAGAUCCUCCUGGAAGCUGGGGCUGACCCCAACGGCAGCCGGCAUCACCGUAGCACCCCCGUCUAUCAUGCGGCGCGCGUGGGCCGGGCAGACAUCCUCCGGGAGCUGAUCAGGUAUGGUGCAGACGUGGAUGUGAAUCACCACCUCCCUUCCCGGGUCCCCAGCCUCUCCCUGCGGCCCCUCACCACGCUGGUGGUCUGCCCACUGUACAUCAGCGCUGCCUACCACAACCUCCAGUGCUUCCGACUGCUGCUCCAGGCUGGAGCCAACCCAGAUUUUAACUGCUGCGGGCCCAUCAACAUCCAAGGCUUCUCCCGGGGCUCCCCAGUGUGUGUGAUGGACGCUGUCCUGCGGCAUGGCUGUGAAGCAGCGUUCGUUCACCUCUUGAUUGACUUUGGAGCCAAUCUGAACCUGGUGAAAGUGGAGGCCUUGGGAGUUGAAUCCACAGGGAGAGUUAGAGUCAACCCUGAGGCUUUGCAGGUGUUCAAAGAAGCAAGGGGCCGCACCCGGAGCCUCUUGUCUCUCUGCCGCAUAGCUGUACGAAGAAUACUUGGCAAAUCUCGUCUGGAUCUGAUCCAUGUCCUUCCAGUCCCAGACCCCAUUAAACAAUUUUUACUUCACGAACACAGUUAAAGGGCAACUGGCUGCUUUCCAGGACAGUUUGAUUUGGUAAAUUUGUGCGCUGAUAAAGCCAGGUGCCAAUCCUAACUCUUCCCCAACAGUGAAAUACUGUAUUGCUCAUGGAGUGCACAUAAUUCCCUGCCCCUGUGAUUUUCCCCUCCAAAUUUAGGGUGCAGUGAUUUUGUGUGUCUAUUCUUAAACUACCGGUUAUCUAACUGGUGAUGUCUUGUUUGUAACUGGUUGGGCAACGAGACCGAUAAGUGUGUGUGACUGUUACAUGAGCAAAUACAAUAUAUCCUAUAGCUGUUAGCAUAUGUCUGUUUGUUAUGACUCUACCUCUGUUGCUGAUCUGUGUUACACAAACCUUGGGUCUCAGCAGCACUUCUGCGUGGGGAAAGCGUCCAUAUUUAAGCCUUUCCUCUUCCUAGAGCAUAUAAGGGAGUCUCUCCUCGCCUUGGUAAGGGUUUUACAACAGCACUGUUCUCUUUCUGCCGUCAAUACCUGUCCUUUCUCUUCCGUAUGAAGUUUGUGAUUGCUGCUGUAAAAGUGGGUGUAUUUUCUUCUGUCCUCUUCUGGUGUGAAGUGCAUCAAGUUUCCCGUCCAGUGCUGUGUGUUACUUGGAAAAUUGUAUCCAUGUCUCUACGUGCUGCAAGGUAGCUGCUGACUUGGCUUUCUUCAUGUAGAGGCCCCAUCGCGCAGAUGGGAGAGUAGCAGAAUGUGUAAUCCUAUCCUGUCUGAGUCGUUUCUACAGAGCACCAGAUCUGCUGCAGCGGCUUGGCUCUCCCUCCAGCACUGUGAUGGACGAGGCAGGGGCUGGCCAACCCUCCUCACGACUGCCUGGGACUGGGUCAAGUCUCGUGACCGCUGCCACAGCGUGAAGGAGAAAAUGUGGAGAGAAGAGGAAAAGGUAGUUCCACCUCUGGAAACUGAUAUAACUACACAGCCUGUUGUGGGGGUGCAAUCCCAAUGACUCAGUUGCCACGGCAGUGGUUGUGGGACAAGAACUGUGAUACUCAGAUGAAGCCAGCACGUGAACCUGAAAGAUUUCUAGGGUACUUUUUGGAAAAGCAAUGCCUAAAUUAAUAUUCUGUUAACUGUAAAAUGGGUUAGAAUAUUUGAGAGUGACCAGGAGCAACAGUGGAGGGGUUGCUAAAUUAAACUGUUGUGUUGCAGGGCUGGAUUUGCACAUUGAUGCAAUGCCUGUGAAUAUAUCUGUGCGAUUAUGAAGAAAAAGUCGCCAAAAUGAUCUCUAGAUGCCUGCUUGCAAUAUUGCAGUGAUUAUGAUGUUAUUGAAGGCCCGGUAAAGUAGCUGGCAAUGCACAGUGCAUAGAAAUAGAAGUUCCUACCUAUGUUUUGCUCCACAUCCCACGGUGGCAGUAUGACCAGAGAAAACCCUCCCAGAUCUAACCACUUAACAGAUCUUUUAGUUUGCAUACUGUUUCUACCAGCAUUGUGGAAAAGGGAAAAGAAAGGACUUUUUUGUCUUUUCUUGAAGAGAUAGGAGGUUAUGUGCUUCUAAAUGUAGUGUUGCAUCCAGCAGCCUGGGCUCCUUCGAUUUUCAGUGACUCUACAUUGCUGUUUACCUUCAUGUCACAAGCUCACAGAAGAGUGGCAUUCUGCAGUGAGUCGACAGCCUUUCGUCAGGAUCUCAGGGUCAACCAGCUCCAAAAGGUAGUGACGUAGUCAUUGCGUAGGAAACAUUGUCAAAAUAGCAACUUUAGGAGGACAGAGGUGAUGGUCCCUCAGGAUCUUGGAUAAAAACUCAGGUGAUAACUGGUGCUUGCUUUUAGUUUACUGAUUCAAGUUCUUUCUAGUCCCUGUGUUACAAGUUGAUUUUUUUUGACAAUUUUUCUUUGUCAGAUGUUCUUCCCAUACUCAUGCAGUUGACAAGGGUAUUUUUUUCCAGAUGUGAUCCCAAAGAUAUUGGGCAUUUAUUUAUUGUAAUGAUAUUAGUGCCUGGGGACCUGUUGUUGAGAGCUGAGUUAAGCAUGGGAUGGCAAGGACAGUAAGACAGCCCCUCCUGGGAGUGGGAUCUGGCUCUGGUCACUCUUCUCCUUGCCCAACUGCAGUAACAGGGAAGUGGGGUUGUUAAAGCUACCUUGCAUUUUGGUUCCAGAUGCCUUUGGCCAACAGCCCUUAUUAUCCUGCCACUCUAGGACCAGAUUCUCAAGGCUUCCCCAUGGACUUGCCCCAUAGGUCUUGACACUAGUUACAAAAUAUUCUUUUUCCAGAGGCAAAAAUGCAUGCAAAAUCACAGUUGAGUUUUGGUCCUCCCAUUAUGGGAUGUGUUUAGGGUGGAGUUCAGUAAGCAACAAUGGACUUUCUGUAUGUUUUAUUAUCUGCUGAAGAACACGUGCCUUUCCAAGAUGCUUUCAGAGAAGUAGGAAGGGCAGGAGAAAUGAUUUUUUCUUACUAUUUCAGUUCCAUGGCCAGGCCUGGAAGGUUCACCUGGCCCUUUACAUUGCUCACUGAUUUUAGAAUAAGGUGGCAAAAUUUGCACUGCUGAGAACAGGCUAAAGUCUGGUUAUACUUGGUGCUCAGAUACCAAAGCAAAGGAUACUUUCAGAACCCUCAUCAGACGAGAUAUAAUGGCAAGGAUAUGUAGCUGUAGGCCUGCUUUCAAGGUGAGAAGGCAGCAGUUUUGCACUGUUUCCUUUCCAGGCUUGCAGAUGGUUUAGGUUUUCACCAUGCUGGAGGCCAGGGCAGCCCAUGAGCAUGUUGCCUGAGAGUUGUGCGCUUGCUUUAUAGAAGUGUUAACAUGCCUGAAAGAUGCAAACAGGUUGUAAAGCCUCUUGUCACCUUGCUGGUGGAACCAUAAUGUUUUGCAGGAGCACAGGCCGAACAUACUCUAGCUCCAGUGUAUAGAGGCAGAAAAUGAGGUAGGUUGUCUUGAGAAAAUGCCAUGGCAACAGCUUUUUUGGGUCGACUUUUUUUCCCUCUUGGUUUUGACUUGUUCAUACAGUUUUGCAAAGUGGUCACCCAUUAGUGCCUUUUUGGGUGAAGGUGGUAGGAUGGAUGUGGAAGGCAUAUGCUCCACUGGGGAGACCUGGCUCCACCUGGAAGGAGCUAUGGUGUGAAUGAUGGAGGGUAACCCAAAGAAAUUCAGAGAAUUUAGUUGUUAACUCAGCGCCUGAUGUAACUCGAGUAUAGAGUUAAAGCUAAGCCUCUGCAGAUGACCUGUUUUUAAUUUUAAUUAUGGAUGCUUCAGUAUUUGGUUUGUUGUCUGGUGUGCCCUUGCCCGACCUGCCCUCAACGCGCUUAGGGAUUGACAGCGGUUGGCACCCUGACCAGUCUAGCAGCUGUGCUCCCUCCCAGAACCCUAACUCCCAUGUGAGUGAAAAUGCAAAGAGCACCCUCUUCCUCUGUCAACACCCGCUACUGAUACGAUUCCUUUGCAGGUCCCACUGGUAAGCUCAAGCCGUGUGGGGACUGGGGUCUUUGCCCUCUGUGUGUAUGGGUGGUGCUUUUGACCUCAAGCUUGAAGGACUGCAUGAGGUUUCAGAUCCAACUGAUCUGGAGUCCAAAGGAUUCCCUUGACUGUGGAUAUCUCCAGCCCACGUUCCACCUGUCAAAGGAUGGUUCUCCCAACCCAAUAGCAAACAAGCUUGAAGUUAAUCAAUCGGACAUUUGCAGAAUCAAAGCUUUGAAGUGCAGGAGACAUUUUGCCUGGACUACCCAUCCAACUUCCAUCUUAACUGUGCCUCCUGCAAAGGUCUCAGUGUUAAACCUGGAUGGUCUUUCUUUGGGCUUGAGGGAUGGAAGGGAGUCCAACUCAGAGAGACUAGUCAUGUAAUAUUAAGCUGUAAGUGCAAAGACUACUGUUAGAGUAAGUCCCUGUGUAAAUUGAUUGCUGAGGCUACAUAAACCCAGCUUUGCCUAAGUGAAGUGCUUUAACACGCAGACUUAGAAGAUCUGGAAUUUUCACUGUAGAGGGAUAAAAAUGAAUCCCAAAAGGUUCAUGAUAUUCAUAGACCUUGGUGUCCUGUCCUGUCGGGCCAGAACCUGUAUCCUUUGGCUGUCUGCCCCUGUCCUUUUUAAACCCCAGAAACAACAGUCUUCCAGUAUGAAAUCUUGAGUGCAUAUUAUAUAUCUUUACACAAUGUAAACAGCAUUUAUUUUUGCCUUAACUCAGACUUCACCAUUUCCUCCUAUGUAGCAGAGUGUUUUCUUUUGUAAAUGUGUUCUUUUCCAUGUUGUCCGUUGGGGCAUGCUCAGAUAGCAUGAGUAACAGAUGACUAUCGUGAAGUCAUGGGUGGGAAGUUAAACAUUUCUGCAGCAUACAUCCCCUGUAUUGAAGAAUGCCUCUUAUAUUUGUGCAUAAUAUAUAAAGCAUGCAUUGUGUGGCCUUGCUGUAAGCUUGGGUGGGAUGGGAUAACAAGAUUUGGAAAGUGGUUAAAGAACCAAAACAGAUCUGGAAUAAGCAAAGCAGAUCCAAAGCAGUCUUUUUCAUGUGGGCUUUCUUCUUGUCUUUGUUGCUAUUGAGGGAUUUCCAGAGCAUGAAAUGCUGGUAGCUGGUACCCAAAUAUAAUUUCCUGCUCUUUGGAAGUUUUGCAAAAGGCAGAGGAACAUCAUCUGUUGGGUUGAAGUGUUGGUUUUGUUUUUGGUUUUUUUUUUCCCAUCCCCAAAAUCAUGUAAAGCACUUUUUACACCAAAACUGGCCUUUGAGAUACAGCACCUUUUUAGCCCUUCCUGUUCGGGUGAAGCAGUGUAAGAACCUGCCCAGGACAGAAUAGAGGUGACAGAGUCCCACUUCAAGAAGUGCCGAUCAGUGCUCUGUUGGUUUUGCCCAGAGUCAAGUGACUGUGCUCAGCAGUGAGAUCAGAUCUGAGGGCAGACAGGAGGUAUCGGUGGUGGGCCUGGAUCCAUGUGUAGCCAAAUAAAGAUGUUCUAGUGCAAGAGCGUGGCUGUCUGCCUAAUUAUUUGCCUCACCAUGGGAAGGAGUACAGCUCUGUGCAGCAAAGAGCAGGGACUGGAUUUGCAAAAGCCUUGAGUCCUGCCGGCCUCGGAGGCUGUAGCUGACGACUCUGCGUGUUUUGUAGCCACUGGAGGGGGCCGGAGAACCGUGCUGCCUGCGCGGGGGUUACAGGCAAGGACUGGGCACUGUUUUCCUGCACCAUUGCCAACUCCUGCCUUGCCACCCCUGGACAAUUUUCAGGAGGGAUAUGGCAGACAGAAUGUAAACUAUCGUGAAUGUGCAGAUGAGGCCCCGCUCCGGAGCCUCUCCCCGCGGCCCAGAUCCUCUUUCACAAGCUCACAGGUCCUCUCAGCGGUGCUGGCCUGCCUUUUCCUCGGGGUGCCACGGCAGCUUGCGGCAGUGCAGGGUGGCUGCUGUCACCCA